UCCGAGCCGCGUGGCAAGCCUCACUCAGCUCGUCAUGGGAAUCUUUUUUCGCAUAACUGUCGAUUGUGGCGCAACUACCGCUGGCUAAAAACGGUCGAUCCCACCACACCGGGGACUGGGGCAGCAUGUCACGCAUGUGUGGCAAUCUCGGUCGAGAACCCGCUUCCAACCAGCGAGCUGCCGAACAGCUCCAGCCACACCCGGAGUCUCCGAAUAGUUAUUACUGUGUGCAGUACACUACCGAAUUAUGCCUGCUGGAUAUCUUGAUAUCGUGGAGACGCUUAGACGGUUGUCGGUUGUGUGGCGUAUGGCGGUUCGGGGAAUUCUGCGAUUCGUCAAUUCUGACGGAGCAUCCACAAAACGAGGUUCCAGUUUGCGAGUGAAAGUCGUGAACGUUUGCCCCGAGGCUGGUUUUCACUUUCCACUUUGGUCGGUGCCGUUGACGCCGAGCGAGAAGGAGCGAGACAAGGAUGUGAGUGCGGCAUGUGGGCCACACAGGUUGCUCAAAAUUCAGGGUCCUUGUCACCCUGCGCUCUUCGACUUCUUGCUUGGCGUGCUUCCAACAGCUUUUGCUGGCUGGGACGCAAAUGACAGCGUAACGCCGCGUACAGAUUGCCGCGGGACAGGGCCAGCUUCACCAGGUCAUUCUUCGUACAUUCGAAACCUCCGGAACCGGUCGGCGUGGGAAAGGGUCUCUACGCGGACUGUGCUGGAAAGUUCCAGGCUCGUACCGCGGGUCCCCGCCCGCCUCCCCCCCCGUUUCGAGGCUCCUCCGACAGUUUCGGCGAAGCGGACCCGCUGUCGACCCGUGGGACUGGUUCCGGGCGAAAACUUCCGCAUGUUUGAGAUCCAUUGUCGACAAGUCCAACAUGAAGAAACAUUCGACGUGUCUGGCAUACGCGGGUGCUCCCGGCGAUCCUGUGGAGAAUUGCUCGCAGACACGGCCCAGUUGUCCUGGAACAGCGCCGGUCAGUUCGGCUCCUCUCCCGGCAAGGCUCUGGCGGGCGGCAGACGGUGGGGUGGGUUCCAGACCGAGAUCCCAUCCCCAAUUCGGACUCAUUCGAUAGAGAUCUUUUUUCCUCGAACGCUCUCCCCCCACCUCCAUUUGACAACCUGGAACCCCGGCGGUGCGGGGGCAGUGGAGGGGCGGAAGCAGCCUUGGCCAGGAACAACGAAGCAAGAACUCCGGAAGGUUCAUCUCAUCAGUGGCUUUGCCCCGGGUUCCCAUUGGCUUCUCGAAUGACGCUGAGCAAGCAAACUGAGACCGGCAACCAGGACGAACAGGAAUGUUGCGUGGUGUUCCUGGUCACC
Molecule: messenger RNA, 1311 nt
Organism: Chaetomium fimeti
Lineage: Eukaryota; Fungi; Ascomycota; Sordariomycetes; Sordariales; Chaetomiaceae
Exons: 2
Coding region: 248-1243 (331 amino acids)
Source: RefSeq, a predicted model, not a curated record